Messenger RNA from Microstroma glucosiphilum, 861 nucleotides. RefSeq lists its product as hypothetical. Gene Ontology annotation, cellular component: nucleus. The coding region runs from base 1 to 861 and encodes 286 amino acids. Lineage: Eukaryota; Fungi; Basidiomycota; Exobasidiomycetes; Microstromatales; Microstromataceae. The transcript is spliced from 5 exons. The record is from RefSeq and is a predicted model, not a curated record.
AUGGCCAAGCUACCAUCAGAUUCCAAGAUCGAGUCUUACGUGCGACAGCUGCUGGAGAAGGACGUAAAGGCCAACAAAGGAAAGGAGAUCACUAUCCGAGUCGCUCUUGCUGAGCAUUUCGAUGUGGAUGUGGAUGAUCUGAAAGAAGAGAAGAAGGUUGUCAUCAAGGCCGCAGUGGACAAAGCAGUAGAGGAGCUGCUCCCAGAUGAGGGAGGAGAGCAGUCUGAAGAAGAAGUGGCAGCAGAGGAGACGGAGCAUGUCGAGUCACCCGCUUUGGACAGCGGCAUGUCCUCCCUAGACGAUUCGGACGUAGGCGAAGGCUCUUCCACAGGUGCCAAGAAGAAGCAGGGGCGCAAGUCAAAGGAAGGAGGAAAGCAGUCCACCUCCAGCCGAUCUGGUGCCAAGACUAGCAAGAAGAAGGAAAGCUCUGCAUCAGGAGAUAAAACGGAAGAGGAGAUUGCCAGGCUCAAGAAGCUCGUGGUUGCCUGUGGCGUUCGCAAACAAUGGUCAAGCUGGUUCGCGAAAGAGUCUGCCACUACAAGCAAGGAUCAGGCCAGGGCUCUCCGCUCUCUGCUAAGCGAGCUGGGUAUGGAUGGAAGACUAAGCAUGGAGAAAGCCAAGAAGAUCAAGGAGGAGAGGGAAUUUGCCGAGGAGCUCAAGGCUAUCGGCGCUGAUACUGGAGCGCAGGAGAGGGAGAGUAGAGGGAGUCGGUCGGGACUGCAACGGAAGAGAUUGGGAGGGAGCGCUGAGAGCAGUGAGGAUGAGAGUGAAGAGGAGGAACCACAGCGUGCCGCAAAGAAGUCGAGACUGGGAGCAUCGCUGGCCGCAUUCGCUGCCGAGCUCAAUUCGGACGAUGAGUAG